Messenger RNA from Patiria miniata (bat star), 2488 nucleotides. RefSeq names its product ficolin-3-like. The coding region runs from base 1 to 915 and encodes 304 amino acids. The record is from RefSeq and is a predicted model, not a curated record. The transcript has 5 exons. NCBI's taxonomy places the organism in Eukaryota, Metazoa, Echinodermata, Asteroidea, Valvatida, Asterinidae.
AUGAAUCUACUCGUGGCCCUCGGCACACUUGCGAUCGUUGUUCUCGUACAAUUAGCUGGUGUUGAGAGUCAGUUGAGGACUUGUUACAUCGGUCCGCCACCGGAGCCACUUCCUGGUGAACAUUGGAUGAAAGCAGCGGCUCGAGAAAUACUCCAACGAUGCCCAGGGACACGGAAUUCGACUGAAGACAGCAUUGGAACCGAAGCCAGAGUUGAGAUCAACAUUUCGUCAACACCCUCAGGUCCCCGAUAUGCUGACUGCCGCGACAUUUUGGACAGCGGGAUAAAUCGAGGUGUCGCCACUAUCUACCCAUCACAGUAUCCAAACGGCUUGACCGUUUUCUGCCAAAGCACGUGGAUAGUGAUACAGAAGCGUCAGAACGGCUUAGUGAAUUUCAACCGUAGCUGGGCUGAGUACCGAGAUGGCUUCGGUGAUAUGACGGGAGAGUUCUGGCUUGGGAACGAGAUAGUCCGCCAGCUCACAUCGGAAGGCACUUGGGAACUUCAGAUGUUCGUAAAAGAAGCCAAAUACACGAUUAAAAUAAAGUUUGGAACGUUCAAGAUCGCAGGUGACAACUUCACACUACAUGUGAAUCCACUGAAACCAUGGCAACAUCAUUCUUCAACAGGUAACUCUCUCCCUGACGUUUCCUCAGGCCAGCAGUUCUCAACUUACGAUCGCGACAAUGACGCCGAUGGCAACGCCAAUUGUGCCGCUCAGCUGAAGGGAGGCUGGUGGUUCAAGACUUGUACUGGAGGAGUCGGGAAUGUGGAUCUCGUGCCGACUAACCUGAAUGGGGAGUAUUCCUAUCCAGUCAACUACACGGGGCAAGAUUACCGCGGUGUGAGGUGGGCUGGUGCGCUUGAGUUUGGUAACCAAAUAAUAUCUUGCCACCUCGCGAUUCGUAUGACUUAAGUUUCUUGGCCUGACCGUGAGGGCUUUUCGGUUUGGUAAGAAUAAAAAGAGCUGUUUGUAAGACUAAAAGAAAAUAAAGUGAACUUGUCGAAUUAUUAAUCAAGACUUGGUAUUACACGAAAAUAUAUUUGAACAAGAUGAACUGACGAAGAAACCAGUAAACUGAGAAUCUAGAGUUUAAGCCGUCAGUGUUAUUAUACAAUUACUUUGUAUUGGCUGUCAAUUGUAAUUGUCACCUGUAAAGCGCUUACAAACCUCAGGUUUACAGCACUGUAUAUAAGCACUACAUUUUACCUCCAUCAAAGAGGUUAUGUUGUCAUCAGCGUUGGUUAGUUUGUUGUUUGAUUUGUUUGUUUGUUGGUUGGUCGGUUGGUCUGAGAACAGGAUAACUCAAAAUGUUACUGACGGUGUCAUAUGAAAAUCCGACUCCUAUGAAAAUCCGGACCCCUUUCUCCCCUUAAUUGGUUAAGCCCUCGCACGUGACAGGUCACUCUCCCAUUAUGAGCCUAAAAAUAGCAUAUUAUCGUACCCUCGCACGCGCAAUACUACCAAUGAGUCCACAUUUGAUGGAGUCGUAUAGUCACGCUACAACGGAUUUUUAUGAAUUUGUUUUUAGGAGUAGUCGUUGGUGCAAGUACAAAUCGAUUAGAUUUUGGAAGUGAUCCAUAUCUGUGUCUGGUAGAAGAUUUGGUUUAAAUGAUUCUGCACCAUUUUGUAUUUAAACUCUGUGUACAACUGACCAGCUUCGUGGGCGUGCACUGACCUUGUGACCUUGUAUCCCUUCAGCUAAUUUAACCACACAGGUCAAUGGAGUAGACCAUUUUAACAAUGGGGGAGUGGAGAGGUAGACCGACACUAGCAUAUACAUGUAGACUACAAAAUGGUUGAGUUUAGGAUCAAUUUUGUUUUAUUGAAUAGCUAACUAUAUAAAGCGGUCAACAUUGCUAUUUUUUUUGAUAAAAUCAGAAUAUGAGCAAUCAAUUGACAUUUUCAAUGUGAAAUAAAAUAUUGAAGUCCAAUGGAUAUGCCAGUAUUUCUUUCAGGUGUACUGACAAUAUGGCGGGGAAUUGUUCAGCCUUGGCGGAGCUUUGCGCUCUCUGAGUGCUUUCAAGUUGUUAUUAUUACCCGUGAUAACAAAAUCGAGAAUUUCAUGUUUUUAUUCGAGUAAAAAGUAUCUGGUCAGAUUGACAAGGAAUCCGGAUUCUAUAGGGUGUCUCAAAGAAAAGGAUGCCAAUUUAUAAAUGAUUCUUAAUUUCGGAAAGCGACAUCUACAAGAACAAAACUGCUAGAACGCCCUCUAUCGAAUAGUAUUAAUUUUAUGUCAUUGUCAUGGAUGACUGAGCAAACAUGGUUUUUACGGAAGAGAUCAAAAUAUGCACUUUAACAAGUUAGUACACAAUGGAAAAAUGGUGAUAUGGACAAUGAUUUACUGUCAAAUUUGACAUUUCCGGGUCCAAAUGACACUUCUCUGACUUACCUUCUGGGUCAUUUUGACCAGAAAACCUUGCCGAAAGUGGCAUUUUGACCCCCCAAAAAGAGUCCAUUUUGACCCUGGAAGUGUCAAUCUUAAAAA